Oreochromis aureus is the source of this 2105-nucleotide messenger RNA. RefSeq names its product protein piccolo-like. Lineage: Eukaryota; Metazoa; Chordata; Actinopteri; Cichliformes; Cichlidae. Bases 170 to 1978 code for a protein of 602 amino acids. The record is from RefSeq and is a predicted model, not a curated record. The transcript has 3 exons.
CACAGACAUCCACGUGGCUUGGACGCUCGACUUUGAGGCUCGUGGGUGUUUGGUUGGAGGAGCUGGAAGUUGGGCCUUCUGGAUCCACGGCUGACAGGGCAGCUGUGCAUGCACAGUCCCGCUCAGCGCUCGUAGCUGUGAGGACACAGCGAGUGCAGCUGCAGCAGUCAUGGCUGCUGGCUUCCUAAUUACAAGAUUAUUGCUGGUCUGUUUGUUGAGUGAGGUGAACUACUCCUCAGCUUUUCCAAGAGCCAGGAGUUUUGUGCAACCUAGAUUGUGGCAAAGUGAAGGAGAGGAGGAAGAAGUCUAUAACUAUGAGAACUGUCAUCCUUUCUACUACAUCAGUGCCCAGGACAAAACAUCGGAAAAGCAGGGAGGUUUUAUGGCGGCCCCUAUCCAUAUCUGUAAACAAAACCAUCCCAUUGUGUCCCAAAAAGCCUCAAACCUCAAGCCUGCAAACCCCUUCCAGCCACGAUCUAAUGUUGCCACCAAAUGGCCACAGGAAACUAUUCUACCACAGCCUCCAUCACAGAAGAUGUAUCUAUCACCCAAACCCAAAAGCUAUGAAUUCAGUCUGAAGAUUCCCUUUCUUGAUUUCCUGAUAAGAAAUGAUGGAAAGAAUUCUCCCAAUAAAAAACAUGAAGGUGGAAAUGAUGCACCUGCUGUCUCCAAACCAGGCUUUCAGGUCAGCUCAUCUGUUUCCUCUUCAUCUGUUUCUCAAUCUGUCAACACCCCAACCACCAGCCAUGUUGUUCAUUUGGCAAGUGAACACAAUCCAGAGAGUCCUGAUUCUGUAAAACCAGAAAAACCAAUUUCAGCCAUGAUUGGAUCAAGGCAACCCUCAAACUCUGCUGGUACUGGCAAUACAGAAACACAGGAGCAGCCAUAUCCCAUCAAACCACAAUCAAGUUCAACUUUAUUUGGAUCAGGAAGACCAUUUGUAAGUUUUGCUACACCCCAGCAAGAGCCUCAUGAGCCAGUUCAUGUUCAGCCAAGUUCAUCUCUGGCUGGGUCAGCAAGGCCUUUCCUAAACUUUGGGACAACACACCAGCAGACUUAUAAGCCUGUUCAUGUUAAACCACCAAGUUCAACCCUGACUGAAUUAGAACGGCCUUUCCUAAACUUUGGAACAACACGACAGCACAGUUAUGAGCCCUAUCCAGUUAAACCACAAUCAAACUCAGCAAUAACUGGAUUAAGGCAACCCUUCUUAAACUCUGCUGGUACAGAAGCACAGGAGAAGCCUUAUGAGCCAUAUCCCAUCAAACUACACUCAAGUUCAACCCUGGCUGAACCAGCAAGGCCUUUACGUUUUGCAUUGCCACAGCAAAACAUUCAUGAGCCAGUUCGUGUUAAACCAACAAGUUCAAACCAGAUUGGAACAGAACGGCCUUUUGUAAGCUUUGGAACAACACAACAGACUCAUAAACAAUAUCCCAUUAAACCCCAAUCAAGUUCAAACCUCGUUGCAUCAGCAAGGCCUUUCCUAAGUUUUGCAGCACCACAGCAAGAGACCUAUGAUCUAUUUCACAUUAAACCACAAAGUUCAACCCCAGCUGGAUCAGAGCGACCUUACUUUGGAACAACACAACAGCAAACUUAUGAGCCAUAUCCAAUUAAACCACAAUUUAGUUCAGCCAUGGCUGCAUCUGCAAAGCCUUUCCUGACCUUUGCAGCACCACAGCAGCAAGCUUAUGAGCCAUUUCAUAUUAAACCACAAUCAAGCUCAGUUCGGUUAACCUCAGACUGGCCUGCCUUAAACUCUGCAGCUGCACGUCAGAAUUAUGAGCCGGUUCAUGCCAAAAUACAAUCCUUUGACACUUGGCCAUAUUUUCGGGACAGGCCAAUGAUGUCUUCAAGCCAAAUGAGAGUCCAAAGACAGGACUCUGCCAGAAACAAACUCGACAGGAAAAGUGACUACCUAAAACUUUUUGAUGUGGCUGGAAGUGAUGGUCAUAACGAACUUGCUUAUAUUUAACAAGUUCAGGCUCAAGGUUUUAAGUCUGCAAAUGUCAAAUACUAUCACAGUUCAUCCCGUUGCUUCUAAUACGUUUUUCAUAUCCAGCAACAGCAGGCAAGCCACCGGCCCUUCCAAUGUUAUCACC